Molecule: messenger RNA, 750 nt
Organism: Fusarium falciforme
Lineage: Eukaryota; Fungi; Ascomycota; Sordariomycetes; Hypocreales; Nectriaceae
Product: AMP-N domain-containing protein
Exons: 5
Coding region: 1-750 (249 amino acids)
Molecular function (GO): peptidase activity
Source: RefSeq, a predicted model, not a curated record
AUGGCCGUCAUCAAAUGUGUCAAGCAGUGCAAGAACGAGUCAGAGAUUGACGGCGUAUUUCUGGGAGAGUGCACCAAAAGAGGGACUAAAAUCCAAGCCUACCCAAGCAUUGUUGCAAGCGGACGUACAGCUGCGACGAUGCACUACGAAAGCAACAACCAGGAUCUCUACAUGAAUGGAAAGGUCAAGGAUGUGGUGGUUAUUGACGCCGGAGCCGAGUGGAACAGCUAUGACUCGAACUCUGCCGAUUUCUGGCAAGAAGAUGUUCUAUGGGAUGAUCUUCAUGUUCUGGCACACAAGAUUGCUAUUGAUGGCCUUUUGGUGCUCGGCAUUUUGAAAGGAAAUAAAGAUGAGAUCCUGACAGAAAGAAUCAGCAUCGCUUUCAUGCCGCAUGGUCUCGGACAUUUCUUGGGUAUGGAUACGCAUGAUACAGGUGGUCACCCCAACGAGACCGAUCCAGACCCCAUGUUCAAGUAUCUGAGAGUGAGGAGACGUCUGCCUGCAGGAUGCGUAGUGACUGUUGAGCCCGGUAUUCACAUUGGUCCACAUAUGAUCCGUCCGUAUCUCCACAACCAAAGGCUCUCGCAAUACAUUGAUGAAGAGGUGCUUGACAAGUACUGGGAUGUUGGCGGCGUAUGUAUUGAGGAUGAUCUUCUGGUUACUCGAGACAACAACAUGAAUCUUACUGUCGUGCCUAAGGAUCCAGACGAGCUGGAGGCUAUCAUGUCGAACAUGAGUGUGGUAACUUAA